GCUAGGUAAGUGUUGUACUAUCACCAAACUAUCCAAAGGGCAAUACAUGCCUGAACCUAAGUAGGCUUCCUCCACUCUCGGCCCUCUCGCAGCAUCUGGGAGCCCUCUAGCAGUUUCAGCGCCAGGACCCUGGCUGCCUAGACUUCCAUAUAGGCAAAGAGGCAAUUGGCCAACAGUGCGCCCUUGAGCGCGAAAGAAGGAGUUAGGGUGCCUUAGCUAGGGCCUUUCAGCUUCAGGGCUUGCAUUUGAGAACCGCAGUCCUUCCUCUAUUCUGUCAUUAGCGUGUUCGAUCCCCUUCUGGAGUAGCAUCAUGGGUCCGGCUUUCGAGGUUCCGUCUAGCUAUCGUGGAUCCAAAGAAUGGUGUCUCAAGGUCGCAGACGAAUGCCAGGCCCUGGAUUGCAAACAAGGUGUCGUAUCAUACGUCGUCGCCGACGAUCACGACCCUAAACACGUGUACUCCUUCAGUCUGGCAAGGACGGCACAGUUCAAGCACCUCCGGGCCAUGGUAGCGACGUCCAUUCCGUUCUUCGACCCUGAGACAGCAUGCCUUACGGCGAAGUAUUCCAUUACGCAAGCCGACGGCUCCUGCAGCUCAUAUGCACUGGCGGAGGACUCCCACUACGACGCCAUGCUCAGCAGCCUGCGCAACAACGAAGCAGUUAUCACGCUGCUUCACAUCUCCAGCCCAGAGGGUCUGUCGGCCAUGUGGCUAUUCAAGGACGACACGACCGCUGCUAACAGCAGCAACAACAAGAACGACACCAGCAACAACGACACCAGCAACAACGACACCAGCAACAACGCCAGCAGCAACAACGGAAAGCCUGGCCUGUUUCAACGCCUCCGUCGCAGUGUGGGGAAGGCGGCGCUCAUCGGUACAGUCGCAGUAGUCGGCGCGGUGGCCGCGCCAGUUGUCGCAACAGCUGCUUUGGGGGCCGCGGGCUUCUCUGCCUCGGGUGUGGUAGCAGGCAGCGCAGCAGCUGCUUGGCAGGCCAGCAUCGGCAACGUAGCUGCAGGGUCGAUGUUCGCCUUCCUGCAGUCCGCAGGGGCGGGGGGCGCAGCUGCGGCUACCUUUGGCAGCGCUGCUACUGCUGCGGGGGCCGCCAUUGGAACAGGGGCAGGAGUGGCCGUGGCGAUGAAGACCGGCGGCAAGAAGCCGUCAGGGGACGACGCGUCUGGUGAUGCGCCGGCAGCGGGAGAAGGGAAGGAGGCAGACGCAGCAGCGGGAGAAGGGCAGACGGCGGGGGCGGCGACGGGAGAAGGGGAGGUGGCAGACGCAGUAGCAGAUGGGGAGGCGGCAGAGGCGGCCGCGAGUGGCGCAAAAGUUGAGAAAGAUGGCGAGGAGGAGAAAGUUGUCGGGUCGGGGAGGACGUAGGUAGUGUGGGGGAUGUGGCUCCUCCUUAAUCUUCAUAAGGCACUGGAGGAGGCUGCGCGGUACAGUGCCUUCUGGCUGGCCACGCUGGUGCUCCAAGCAACUUUUACCUGUUUAACGUUCGUUACUUAGAAGGUGAUAGCUGGCGAGCGCAGGCGGCAUGUGGGGCGGGGCGGUAUGCAUGACUGCAUGAUCACAUUCAUCUUCUGUACGCAUGGGAGAAUGGAAGCCCUUCACGAUGUACUGUAGUUUGCUGUAUCGUGCUGUAGCAAGUUGUACGACAGGGUUGGGCCCACGUGUACAUGCAACCCUACUGCGGCUAGCGGUGUCCAGCCGCGGUCAGAGGCGUCGUUGAUUGGGGGGUUAGAGGCACAGCCAAUGUGCAGGGCUUUUCCUCCUCUGAGAUUCAACCUGGGGAUACGGCUGUGGGAAAGCUUACGAGAGCAUUGGUGUGUAAAGGGAAGACAUUGCAUGCAGGCUGGUGCGAUGUAUGAUAAGAAGCAUGUGACUUGAUUUUGUUGAUGCUACAUGAUACAACUGGUGAUAGGGCAGGACAGGAACAGUUAAGGACAGGACAGAACGGGUCAUUGUUCGUGACACUUGGCAGGAGUUCUGACGGGUCGUCUACUGUGCGUGUGAAGGCGCAAGUAAUGGCGAAAUGUACGGAUGUUGUGGACAUGUAGUGGACGAGCAUCGCCGGAGAUCACAGGCAUGUACGGUUGUUGGUGGGCCUUGCUUGUACGGCAGCAGCAGGACGCUAGGCGCAGAACCUGGGUGCGUGCUUGCAUGCUGCAUGUCAGGCAGGCCCACGGGUUCCGAAGCGAGGAGCGUUGCGAUUAUACUUGGGGUCCGAUGGGGUCGCAACUUUGGCUUAGGCUAGGCUGCGUUAGUCAUGUUAACAGGCAUUUUAGCGAGCUGUUCUGAUGUUCUACGCUGUGUCGCAUGGGACCGCGCUCACAGCCACGCGGAGGUCCACGGGUAGGCGGCGGGGAAGCUUUGUUCAGGUGUCCAUGCAUGCUGAGCAUGAGGGCUUGCCUAUUCCAUUUGUUCGGACCCUGUUUACAUACACACAAUGUCAAGGUCGGAGACGUGUUUGGGUCGUCCAACAUCUCAUGCGGGCAUUCCAUGCUGUCUUGUCACGUCUUUGUUACGCCGAAGCUGACCGAAGACGUGCAACUACCCAACCAUCAUAAGA
This is a messenger RNA of Astrephomene gubernaculifera, 2567 nucleotides long. NCBI's taxonomy places the organism in Eukaryota, Viridiplantae, Chlorophyta, Chlorophyceae, Chlamydomonadales, Astrephomenaceae. The record is from the annotation of a GenBank genome assembly.